AUGUCCCUCCCCCAGCUGCUGACCGGCAAAGUGGCCGCCAUCACCGGCGGUCUCUCAGGAAUCGGCCGCGCAAUUGCACUGGAAUACCUCCGGCACGGCGCAUACGUCGCCGUAAACCACCUCGGCGGCACAGGCGAUGAGCCCCUUGUGGCGGCACUAAAGAAAGACGUCGCAAACCUCCUCACAUCCACCAAGCAAGAAACCUCAGGAGACCGAUUCAUCAUCGUAUCCGGCGACAUCUCCAAACCCGAAACUGGCACCGAGUUUAUCCAGAAGACAGUGCAGGCAUUCGGGAGACUCGAUGUCUUUGUUAGCAAUGCUGGUGUUUGUCGGUUUGAGGAGUUUCUUGACGUCACACCAACCCUCCUCAACCACACCAUAACAACCAACCUCACAGGCGCUUUCUAUGCCGUGCAAGCCGCCGCACGCCAAAUGGCCUACUCACAAUCACCCCCCGGCGGCUCUAUAAUCGGCAUCUCGUCAAUCUCCGCAUUAGUCGGGGGCGGGCAACAAACGCACUACACGCCCACGAAGGCCGGCGUGCUCUCUCUCAUGCAGUCAACGGCCGUUGCGCUGGGGAAGUACGGCAUCCGGUGUAAUGCGCUGCUGCCUGGGACCAUCCGGACGCAGCUGAAUGACGAGGAUAUGAGUGAUCCAGUGAAGAGGGAGUACAUGGAGGGAAGAAUUCCGUUGGGGAGAUUGGGCCAGCCGCCGGAUCUGGCAGGGCCGGCAGUGUUUUUGGCUUGUGAGGGGUUGAGUGGUUAUGUGACUGGAGCGCAGAUUUUAGUUGAUGGGGGAUUGUUUGUGAAUCUUCAGUGA
Messenger RNA from Aspergillus puulaauensis, 819 nucleotides. RefSeq names its product SDR family NAD(P)-dependent oxidoreductase (gene DHG2). Bases 1 to 819 code for a protein of 272 amino acids. NCBI's taxonomy places the organism in Eukaryota, Fungi, Ascomycota, Eurotiomycetes, Eurotiales, Aspergillaceae. The transcript is spliced from 4 exons. The record is from RefSeq and is a predicted model, not a curated record. Gene Ontology annotation, molecular function: oxidoreductase activity, acting on the CH-OH group of donors, NAD or NADP as acceptor.